UUUCUGCCCUCAGAUCCGAACGAGUCGUCAUUUGUGGACGACUUCAGCACCGUCUACGAAGAGCUGAACUUCACCUACAACUACACGGAGUUCACCCUGAACCCGGCCACCGAACCCUGCGACAACUUCCGGUUCCCGGAUGUCGUGAUGCUGAUCGCCUGCUUGUUUUACAUCUUCGUCUUCCUGUUGGCCAUUCCGGGGAAUCUGGUGGUGGGGUUGGUGAUCGGGCUGAGCAAGCAGGCUCUGAUCCCCUCUGACCUCUACCUGCUCCACCUGGCGGUCGCGGACCUGCUGCUGGCCUUCACCCUGCCCUUCUGGGCCACCUCCGUCACCUCCGGCUGGGUGUUUGGGGAUCUCAUGUGUAAAAUCGUCACCAUCCUGCAGGAGCUGAGCUUCUACUCCAGCAUCCUGUUCCUGACCUGCAUCAGCAUGGACCGGUACAUGGUCAUAGUGCGGGCGAUGGAGGCCCGGCGCACAAACCGCCAGGUGUGCAGUUGGGUUAUCUGCAUUUUGGUUUGGGUGAUCGGUGGGUUGCUGUCCCUACCGGGGUUCUUCAGCUCCGCGUUCCCUUCCCAAAACUCCACCCACAUGGUUUGCGCGGUGCAGUACAACCCCAGCAGCGCCGACGAGUGGCGGCUGGCCACCAGAGUCCUCCGCCACGCCUUGGGGUUCGUCAUCCCGCUGGCCGUCAUGCUGCCCUGCUACGGGGUGACCAUCCAGCGGCUGCUCCGCGUCCGCGGCGGCUUCCAGCGGCAGCGCGCCAUGAGGGUCAUCAUAUGCGUGGUGGCCGCCUUCCUGCUCUGCUGGACGCCGUACCACCUGGCGGUGAUGGCGGACACCUUUUUCCGGCUGAAGAUCGUGGAGUACGGGUGCCGGGAGAGGACGGCGGUGGACCAGGCCAUGUUUGCCACGCAGAGCCUGGGGCUGCUGCACAGCUGCGUCAACCCGGUGCUGUACGCAUUUGUUGGGGAGAAGUUCAGGAAGAAGCUGCUGCAGAAAAUGAGGAAGAUGGGCCUGUUGGAGCGGGCGUCGGUCUCCAGAGCCAGCAGGUCCUCCAUAUCAUCGGAAAUCACAUCAACAGUCAUGUGAAAAUGUUACUUAGAGCUGCAGGUUGGAACUUUUAUAAAAGUGUUUUUUCCAUAUUUGUGGAAACCGUCACCAUGUCAUGACAGUUUAUGAGACAUCUGUGAAAAAUCAAGCUCGUCCUCCUCCCUCAGCUACUACUCCUGACCAAAAACAGCCAAUCAGAGUCAGGAGGCGGGUCUUAGCCUGUCAAUCAUGCUCGUGUACGCCCUGUUCUCCUUCAUCUCCUCCCUGAGCUAUUGCCGUCUGAAAACAAUGCUCUGCUAUCAGUCCAAAAUAAACAACCAGAGCCAAGAGAGUCUUAGCGCUGUAAUUCCAGCUCAUGCAUGUUUUGAUCAGUGUGCUAAUGGAGGAGAAACAAGUUACCGUUACAGAAAAAUGGUUUAUCUGCUGUUAUCAGUGGCUAUGCUAACUAGCCUUAGCCUUUGUGGCUGAGGCUACGGAAGGCUAAGCCUAGUUAGCAUUUGUAAAUAGCUUUGUAACUCACUAACCAGCUGUAGCAUAGCAGACAACAAAGGGGAAGUAUGAGAGUGAUUGACAGCAUUAAGAUCCUCCUCUUGGCUCUGAUUGGCUGUUUUUGACAGAAACGUAUUUCUACAGUUAGAAGUGGGAGAACGUGGAGGAGCUCCAUUUUUUCUCACAUUCUGUUUCAUAACAAACUAUCAUGACAUCAUGAUAACUUUAACAUAAAUAUUUUUUUUAUAAAAAAUAUUUACUGAAGCUUUAACUCCAAAUAUUUGCUGGACUUUCUACAUAUCUUUUUACUUCUAGUUGCCUUUAAAACUUCUUUACCUUUUAUAAAUAAGUUUCCUAUGUGUUGAUGUACAUUUCAUUGUAUUUAUGCAACCAGAAGAAAGGCUUCCUUAACUUAAGCUGGGAACAUUUGUGCAGAAGUUUGUAAAGGUACCAAAAAUUAAACUCAAAUAACAGCAGCGCUUCUUCAACAUUUUACUUAAUUAAAAUGUUGAACAGUCCAAGAAAUUACUCAAGUGAAAAUAAAAAUGUAUUUGGCAAAAUUAUGACUAACGGAUCAAAAAAUCUGAUUUAGUAUUUUUUAAAAAUCAUAUCAUUACACAAAAUAUAAAUUUAGGUGGAAGAAUAUAAAAAGCUUUUUAAGUUGAUCAAAUACGACUAACUGUUCUAAAUAUUUAAAAAUGACAUCAGACGGACCAAAAAUUUAAAUAAUUCAUAUAAAUAACACAAUUAGAAAAUCUGGAUAUAGAAGCAUUUUUACAAAUCAAAUAAGAAAUGCAUUUAAAAAAUGCAGGUGUGUUGGGGAAAUUUUUGCUACACUGGUUUCUACUCAACUGUGCAUUUGUGUUGCCUCUAUUUUUAUUUUAGCAUAUUUAUAUUUUACUGAAAGUGGGAAAACCAGAUCUGUCAACAUUUAGGGUAAGUUGUGAAAAUAUUUCUUAAACUAUCUUACAGCAUCACAAUGUCUAGACAGACAAAAUGCUAAAAAAAACACCAACAGAUGCAGAAGAAACUGUGAAACAGAUGUUGGUCUUUUAUGAAUCUGUUUUUGUGUAAAUGUAAAAAUAUUUUUUAUCUGUUAAUAUUAUUAAAUAGUUUCAGCUGAGCUAGCUUUUUGUAUUUUACAUAUUAAAAAUCUAAUUUCUGUAUGGCCAAGAAACUUCAUUAAAGUUGAAACAAGGAA
This is a messenger RNA of Poecilia latipinna (sailfin molly), 2740 nucleotides long. RefSeq names its product C-X-C chemokine receptor type 2-like. The transcript has a single exon. The annotation marks the transcript as partial. NCBI's taxonomy places the organism in Eukaryota, Metazoa, Chordata, Actinopteri, Cyprinodontiformes, Poeciliidae. The record is from RefSeq and is a predicted model, not a curated record. Gene Ontology annotation, biological process: neutrophil chemotaxis; positive regulation of cytosolic calcium ion concentration; G protein-coupled receptor signaling pathway. Gene Ontology annotation, cellular component: external side of plasma membrane; membrane. Gene Ontology annotation, molecular function: C-C chemokine receptor activity; C-X-C chemokine receptor activity; C-C chemokine binding.